Xyrichtys novacula (pearly razorfish) is the source of this 26775-nucleotide messenger RNA. Lineage: Eukaryota; Metazoa; Chordata; Actinopteri; Labriformes; Labridae. The record is from the annotation of a GenBank genome assembly.
UUUGGUGACGUAUGACGCUCUCGGGCGAGCGGAUCCAGCCUCCACUCAGCCCUGUACAUUUUCAGGCCGGGUAGGACCCCAGCAACAACACCGCGAUCGGUUCAACCUAUGAAGAUUGGGCUUUACAAUCGCCAUCCAUCCUUUGAGUAGACAGCAUUUUGUGGAAAUAUAUCCCUGUCACUGAUCAGAAGACUCACUAAGUCGUUGAAUCGGUGAGUUACAAACGCCAACCGCUGUCUGAAAUAUCUACUUUUUCGCUCGUCUUCUCCGCUGCCCAGUUUAUUGUUGCUUUGUUCUGUGCAGCAGCCAUUUUUAAUCGCCUUGUCCUACAUUCCCAUCCCUGUCGUCUGACCGCUCUGAAAGCCAGGAAAGGCUGAAAAUGUUGGCAUGUCUCUUGGGUGUUUUCAUGAGGUUUCCACUAAGAAAAGCGUGUUUAUAAAAAUGUCUAACACCCCUGCACUGAACCCCCCCAAGGCCUGUCAAGGUUGUUUUUGAACACCAGACUGGAAGUUGAACGGGACUGCCGUUUUACUAGUUUUCAACUAAGGAAGCUAGCUGAUGCUAACUAACAGCAAAUUACAGUUUUUUCUGUCAUGUCUACGCGGAUAAACACUACAGGAAGCAGUAAAUUCCCGAUACUGAAAACGUCUGAAAUAUGGUUUUCAUGGUGAAACACAGCCCAACAAGGCCUUGCACUUCAUGUUUACAUAGCCAUUUUUCUCUUAGCCACUAGCUAGCACAUUAUACAGAUGAUGUUCAGCAGCUUCACCGAGACUCUGUUACAUUUUGUGCUGUAAUAUUGAAGUUGAAGAGGAAUUUGACAGCACUUUUACCCCGGUAAAGUCAACCAAAUUGCCUGUUUUUGGUCCUUGUGAUGUUCAAACUGCUUUGGUUUUGUGCAGUAAACCAAAUGGUGUCAGUUUCAUGUGUCGGAUUUAGCAUUAGCUUUCCAAGAGGUAGCGGCGCCUGAAACUGACAUUUAAGCAAUUAUAUAUCAGACUUUAACAAAUACUUAUGAGUAGAAGCGAGCUAAUAUGCUUAUUUUCUGCUGUUUUUUUCGUUUCCACGGGUGAAUUAGUGUGGGACAUGAGAAAAAUCAAGUAUAUGUCGUUUGCUGUCAAAGCAUUAGCUUCCACAUCUGUGUUAUAACCGUGUUGAGUCUUCUUCCUCCUGAAAAUGUGUAUUUUCCUUAUCGAAAAACUGCGAAUUUGACAUUAUUAUUGAUUUGAGAUUGUGAUAUGAUUGCUCUUCGUUGAGGAAUGUUUUUCCCUGUUACUGUCAGUAAAACGCCUCUGCAGAGCUCAAAGCGAGCGGCCUCCGAUACACCGUGAACCGUCUGUGUUCAGCACUUUAAACGAUAUUUAUUUCCACAUGCUUAUCCUUAAAACGUUUUAAACUCCAGAUAUGAGUUGUGAACCGAAGACGGUGUUGUGAUAAACUAAAAAGAAUAAGCUGCAGAUCCUAAAUGGGAAUUGCAAAGGAAUCAUAGACAGCCUGAUCAUACAUCUCAGCUAUAACAGGUUAAUCUAUGGUUGUACUGCACAUCUAAUCUCCUGGUUAUGAUUUCACUUUUUCCUUUUGACAGCUUGACCGAAACAUUAUUUUCCAACCGGAUGACGAGAGAGGAUUUUAUUCAAAGUAUUCCUGAUUUACUUAAAAGCACAAACAUGAGAUUAGCAGGCAAUGACAAGAGCAUAAGAUAAGAGACAGUGAGAAAUAGACAAAAAGCUCAGUAAAUGAGACAUAGAAUAAAACAGACACAAGGCAAUUAACCGCAACACAAUAUGGGAUCUGGCUGUGUGAUGGGACUGAUUGAGGGUUAGGAAAAUGUCACUCAUUCACGAGGAAGAGGAUCUUACAUUAAAGUGUUUUUUCUGCUUUUGUUGAGAAUGCUGAAGGAGAAACCCAAAUGUUUGGAAUGAACAUUUUCUGGAUUAAAUGUAAUCAUAUGUUCAGUAAGGGCGCGUUCACACCACCGUUUAGUCCGGUUGAACCGAACCCUGGAGCGUUUACCCCUUUGGUGCGGUUCGUUUGGGUCGGUGUGAACGCUGACCUCGAACUGUGGUGCGGACCAAAUAAACGAAGUCUGGUCCGCCAGAAGAGGUGGUCUCGGACCGCUAUCAAGUGAACUCUGGAGCCUUUCAUUUCUGGUGUGAACGUCAUCCACACCAAUCACAGGAAACGCACCACACAGGUUCCGUUUUCUGCAGCGAUUUAGUUUGUCCUUUGUGAACGCAAACCGGACCAGUUAAACCAUCAAAAAAAAUGUAUCGUCUUGCCUUGGAUUCGAAUCAGGAAAUGGACCUUUAGGUGUGAACACGACCUUAGGGCUGGGCAGUAUAUAUAUAUAUAUAUAUAUAUGUAUAUAUAUAUGUAUAUUUUUUUUUUUUAGGGCUGAAACGAUUCCCCGAAUACCUCGACUACCUCGAUUACAAAUAAUGAUUGAGGAAUUUUCUCUGCCUCGAGUUCUCGUUUAUAAGCUGAAAUUGUCACUAUUUCGCACGGAUUCUUUAAAAGGUGACACAAUGCGCUUACGUCACCACGGUAGAAGGAGGAGUAAGCGCUGUUUAGGUUUUGCAGAGCGGAAAAAGUAAAUGAUGAGAGGGACUUUUCUUGCAGUGUUGACAACCUAGCGACUCUGGUUACUGAGGAGUUGGCAACACAGUUUUCUUGUGCAGAGCUCCAGUAGCUCAUUAGCACGUAGCCUCUGAGUUGUGGGUGGAGACAGCGCUGCUCUGCACACUUCUCUUCAUGCUAGCUUGUAGCCGAACAUUGCUGGUGUCGUAGCAGAAGCAGAUAACACAGGAACUAUUCAGCUUUCGGACACUAAUGUCUUUAGGGGCAUGAUUAAAGUUAAUGUCAUCAUAAGCUUUCUUACGAGCAUUGCAAUCCGCUAACGCACUCACUUGUUCCGCGAAUAUAGCCUAUUUCUCUGAGUCUGGCCUUCAUUGCUGGGCUAGAGGAAAUCUAACUUUAUGUGAGUCUGCCGUCUGGGUCCAAUUACUCGAGUAAUCGAUAGAAUAUUCGGUAGAAUACUUGACUACUAAAAUAUUCGUUCGCUUUUUGAGGUAUUCCCGGAUUUUGCUGUGCACAUUACUCUGCUUCAUGUCUGACCUCAAAAAACCAAAAUACCUCCACACCACCAACGUUUUCGUGCCAGUGUUGUCGACCAUGUCAUCAUCUGUUGUGCCUUCAUCUACAUUUCUGCUGGGGGUAGCACUUAUUUUCUUUUUUUCUCUCCAACAGUGCUUUCGGCUUCACGUGUUAAAGUGCUGUGGUUGUUUGUAGCUGCAGCCUGCUAGUACGCAGUUGUUUGCUACUUGGUUGUAAUUCGGCACAUGAUUGGUUCAGCGCAAAGUGGACCCGGAGCAACUCCCCUUUUCAUUGGCUGUUCAUACAGUCUACCAAAACAUCGCAGAAUGCCGAUUAUCAAAAAUCACAUUGACCAUGUUUUAUAUUGACACUGAGGGAAAUCAAUUUUCUAUAUAUAUGGUUUUAUCGCCCACCCCUAACUAUAACAGAGAACUUCACAAACCUGAAAAUGGUGUCUGAAGUAAACACAGUGUUUUGAACAGAAGUAGUUGUAUCACUUUAAAAUAACAAAAUCACUUCUUGAUCAAUACUUGCUGAAAAAUUCGUGGCUUAUUGAGUAAACAGCCAUGUAAGAACUGAAGUAGAGUUAUUUCAUGUGGACGGGUUGUUCCAGCAGAAGAAUCUCUUCAGGGUGAGGCGAGACCUCUGUGAUUGUGCUUUAUUUCUACCAAGCCGUUUGGUUUCAACAAUUAAAAAAUUUGGUAAGGUAACAAAAUAACUGAUCGUUACAGUCCUGUUUUUUUUUUUGCUGUCUUCUCCCGGGGUGCCAGGCAUGAAAGAUCAACACUAAAGGCUGGAGCAAGUCGUUCUGCAAUCUUUUGAUUGAGAGAGGAGAGCAGGGAGGAGAGAACAAACUGUAUCCUGUCUCCCCCCACCUGAUGUGAUUUGAUGAGUAAAAUUGAGCAUCUCAGUUGAUCAUGACUCUGUUGAAUGUGCACGAUUCAUAUCAGGGAAUGUUUUUGGGAAUUGUUCAGAGAUGAAAAAGGAUGGAGAUGGCACAAGACAAAAUAUUAAAUGUAAUGUGAUGUUAUUUAACGACUUCUAGAGCUCAUCUGCAGAAAAGGACUCCUUUGUAUUAAAGUAAAGUUUGCUUUAGGCUCAUAAGUGUGAUGCCAAGUAACUAUCUUUACCAAGUCACUUUUGUAUUUGUAUUUUAGAUAUCUGAAGGUUUAUUUUAAGGUGUUCAAAGCAUCAUUUAAAUGUGCAUAAAAACCGAAGAAGUGAAUCUGAAAACUGUUGUCAAGGAUGCAGCUUUGAGUGGCGUCUUAGCGCUGGUUUUGGGUCAGCAUUGAGCCGAGCGCCAUUCAUGAACAGAGGUUUACGAUGCACAUGUGCAGGACAGCACAUCUUCAGCUGGAGUUUUAAUCACAGCUGCUCACAGCACACAGCUUACACAAGGAACUGUGCCUCUCACAAGUUUCACACAGAUCAGACAUGUUUGUGUCUCUGCCCGGAGGUUAGAUCAAAGUUCCACUGCAGAAGGAAACAUGGAGGAAACAUGAAAAAUUCAUCUACAGAGAGGUGACAGUGUCUCAUUUAAGAGAAUUGUAUCUCAUAUUUUGUACUUCCAUGUUUUGUUCCUGAACAUGGAGAUAUUUUUCUGCACAGUUACACCUCUGUCUGAAACCAUGCUGGAGGCAGCCCUGGCUAUUUUAAAUUUUUAGUGCUACUUUGAUAUUCUGGAAGUCUUGAUACUUUGAUACUUUUCACUGAAGCCCAUGAAAAAAACAAAUCCACACUUUUGUUUUCAACCCUAAGCUUCUGGGACGGACUGGCAAAGAGAGCCAGGGAGAGCACAGUGAUAGUUGGUCAAUGUGGAGAAAAAGUGCAGAAAGUACUGAUAAAACACACAACAGAAUAUAAGUGAAUAAUGAGAAGUUUUCUGAGUUUCUCAAAGUGGCUGAGCUCAUAGGAACUAAAAAAAACAUGUGCACAAAUGUGCAGGAAGGUCCUGAUUUAGUUUCUGAGCUGCACACUUGGUUUUGCCUGCUGUGUGUCUCUGGGCUCCACCCUCUGUCACAGAGUAACACUAACUCGCCUUAUUUACAGGUCAGCAACUGCUGCUGUUCUGUUAAGACGAUUUAGCAUCCAAGGAAGACUGAGUGUGACUUUUUGUCUGUUGCAGACAGAGAAAAGAGCGAGAAAGCAAUGUUACCUGGUGCUUUUCUGUUUAUCAUACUUGAUCCGGUAACUGUUGAUGUCUGGAGCUUACAGCUCUGCACAGCUGAUGCUAAAGCUCAACGGUUUAUUGUUCGACUUUUGCAACUGAGAUGUGUACAUGCACAACAGUGAAUUGUCAUUCUGUAGGAGCUGAGACAGGUAAUACCGUCACCACCAUCUCAUUUCCCAUGACUGAUCCACAGUCAGACUACCUGCUAUCACUUUAAUGCGGCCUCUCACUUGAACACAAAGGGAACUGGUCGCUUUCUUAUGUAGUGUCUGUGUGUCACAUGACCGUGAAGUGUCAACAUGCAUGCAGCCGUGCUCACAGACUCCCUGGCAAAUGCUCUAUCAAGCAAGACAUGUAUUCCCCAAUGUCUCUGUGCUUUUUUUAGCAUAGUGGACAUGAUUUGACAGUUAAACCUGUAGUGCAUUUAUAGUAGUGUUGACAAAAUCCUGUGCAGCUGAGGACUCACUCAUCAGAGGCCCCUUUUUUGGGGCUUGUGACACAUAUUGAGCAUAAUUUCAAACAUUGUCAGAAAUUAUUGAUGACGUGUAAUAAAGUCUGUGAAGGUUCGUGACAUGUCUCUGCUCCCCGAACUUUCUCCUCUGCUUGUGACUCCCCUCCCUGUAAAAAGAGUUAGAAAAGGUUGGACACAGUUAGUUUUAGGUAGAAUAGGGAUUUGAUUUAUAAGCAGAAAAUACCCAGAAAUCCAAAUAAUUAAGAGUCUAAAUGUAUUAUUGAUUUUGUUAAGUUUCAUCUGAGUAAAUAAACACGCUUAAUUUAUUUGAUUUAAAUUAUGUCCUUUUGUUAUAUCACUUUAUAUUUAUACCGCAGAAAGAAAAAUUAAACCAUAUAAUUAUUUUAUUUUUUUGUUUUACAAUAAUCAGGCAUUUCUAACUGAAGCUUUUAAAAUGGAUAAAUUAUGAAGAAAAUGAGAAAAUAUGGGGACACCUGCAGAAACACACAACACCACACUCCUCUGCAUAUUGAAUAAUAACUCAAAUUAAAAGUUUAAUUUUGGUGUCGUUUCUUGGAGGAAAAGUCCUACUUCUGUUAAUAGUUGGACAAAUAUUGUUCAGUAACUUUUUCUCUACCAAAACUGUGAGCAGGUUGAAAAUCAACAGUGACAAAAUGAGAUUUCUCUUUGUCGCUCAGAUAUUCAAAAUAUUGUUUGAUUCUUUUUCUUCUUGUAUUUACGUUCAAACCUCCUGAGGUCCCAUUAGAAACCACUUCAGUCUCAAUACCUGCAUUGGCCUGAUGUGUGAAAAAUACGCCAUUUGUGAUAACACUUGCCAGUAUUAUGAAACACGCAAUGUCUCAAUACAGUCGAGUGCUGGUCAUCAUGCUUUACACAAUACCUGCGUUUUCAUCAUGUCGCCCCUGAAACUAAGAUAAACCUAAAAAGCACCUUUUGUUGAGUAUGUUAAUAUCCACAUGCUGGGUGAAAAAGCAUUACAUGUUUAUAUGAAAUAAAUUCAGCACUGACAUAACAAUGAGGCGCACCUGGAAAUAGAUGAAUACUCUCUAUUACUACAGUUAAGGUCUAAACAUAAAAUGUUUUUUUCUUUCUUUACAGAAUCUGAAGGCACUGGGAAGAGGCGCAAAGAAAAAUUUCCAUACUCGAUGACAUUACAUCGCAAUGUCCGAUCGUUUGGGGCAAAUAACCAAGUCCAAGGAUGGGAAAAGCAAGUAUUCCUCACUCAGCCUAUUUGACAAGUACAAGGGGAAAUCAAUAGAAACUCAGAAAAACACAGGUAUGGCUCUUUUUAUUCAGCGAAUGUACAGUAUUUGUCUGCUUUCUGAACAUCACUGUUUGCAUCCUUUGAUCCCGCUUUAAUCAGACUCCCCUCGCUCUUUCUCUCUCUGUUUUUUCCCCCCAGUAGUUCCGCGACAUGGCUUACAGAGUCUUGGAAAAGUGGCCACAGCCCGGCGCAUGCCCCCACCUGCUCACCUGCCGAGCCUGAAGUCUGAAAACAAAGGAAACGAUCCCAACGUGAUUAUUGUGCCUAAAGACGGUACAGGAUGGGCGAACAAGCAGGAACAACCCGAGCAAAAGAGGUGAGGGAACCCCUGCACCCUAUCAGAGUUUCACGUUUGAUCUUUUUCACCUCUUUUUGGUAAUUUCAUAUGCUGUGGAAUGAAGUCAGCAAGCAGAUUCAAUGGUAUUAUGAUAGCCUUUCUAGUUUGAAGUCCAUUCUUGUAGACAAGCGACAUCUUCAAUCACACUCACGCAGCAUCAGUAGAAGUAAAUCAUGACUGUGAGCUUUGCAGAGCUCAGCUGUCAUUGUGAAACUGUUACGCCAGGAUUACACAGAGUUGUUUUAUCCACACCUGCUCAAAGGUCUCAGGCUUUCAUGUGGCACAUAACAUUCACAUCACCGUUUUUUCUUUUUUUUUUAAUGUUCCUCUUCUUGUUUGCAGUUCUGUUGCAUCAAUACCACAGCUGCCGCAGUUGCAGCCGCAGCUGGCUUUACAGAAAUCUGUCUCCAAUCUUCAGAAGCCCUCACCGGUAGCCAACCAGGAGGUGUGUAUGUGCAGCUGAGGUUAUGAUCUCGAGAGCUUAGGCUUUGUUCACGUCAGCUGUAGUUUGAGGAGUCUUGUGUGCAGAUUAGAGUCUAAUGAAGCUAUCAGGCUGUGACCUUGGAUUUUCUUCAUUUCCACAGAACACAAACACAGGUGGACCAAAGCAAUGGGCCCAGCUAAAUGGAAAGGCAGUAGAGCAAGAUGGUGAGUCAUCUCAGCCUCGUAAUAAAGCGUGAAAUGUGUUUAAAAUCAAAUGACAUGCUUCUGCUGCUGCUGGUGAAGAGUUUCCCAUCCAAACUGUGACCUAGACCCGUCUUUGCCAAUUUGUUCGAUGACAUUUUGUGUGUUCGAGUCAGACUGACACCUUUUCGUCUCUUGUCAAUGAAAAAAAAACACCAGGUUCAAGGGCCUCAAACCGACUUCAGCCCUUCUCUCACGAGGAAUUUCCCACGCUGAAGGCAGCUGGAGAACAGGACAGGGCUGGCAAGGAAAGAAGCGGCUUCGAUCCGUCGUAUGGGCCCGGACCAAGCCUCCGCCCCCAGAGUAAGUCUCUGCUCCGAAGACUUGGCAGGCUUACAAAUACAUGAUCAAGUCUGGUGGAUAUAAAUCAUUUAAUUGGCAGGUAGUGUUUUGUCUGUCUGGAGGCUGAGUGAUACUUUCACAUACUUUCACACCAGAACUUGCUUAGAAAAUAACUUGAUACAUCAACUCACUUACCGUGCAAUUUUAGCCUGUCUGCUGGAGAUGGUGCGUUUUCUUAAGUUUAUUUUACUUCUUACAUCUCAAAGGAAAAAUUAUGCUUUUCACUCUAGGGUUCUUCAGGGAGGUUAUUAGUUUUUAGAUGUAGGUUUUACUUCACUUUACUAUAGGAUUUCUGCGACUCGGGAAUAUCACUGCCAGGAGACAGAUCGAGUAUCAGGAUAGGGGUUGAAAUUAUGACUUCUUUGGUUCUUCAUUUGAUCGAUGUUUUAUCCUUGCAACCUCAAUUUAUAUAUGCAAGCAUUUGUGUAAGUGCAAUAAUUGCUGUGACGAGAGGCUGGUCUUUAAUCUAAGAUUUUCCUGCAUAUUAAACCACAAGGCAGUCACCUCAUUUUCAUACCGCCCCCUGUCCUCAUCAAGAGUCCAAUGUUGUUUUCAUGAAGAGCUGUUUUUGAGGAUCGCGCUUGGCAUGUUCAACAUUUUUAACUGUGAUUACGGCAUCAUAAUGAUGUGGUGGCAGUGCUGUAUCAAAAACAGUCUAGUUCAGCAGAAAAUGUGCUGCCAUAUGAUAUAGUGCAUUUAAUCAUCAAAGCUCCUGAGAGGAACUUCAAUUUUUCCUCCUGUGGACAAGGCAGUCUUUGCAUAUCCUGUUCUCUCUAUUGUCCUGUUAUCUUGUCUGGUUGAAGUUAAAAACAUCUUAUCCUUCUGACUUUGAUAGUCAAAUGUCACAUUUAUUAGGAAUAUUUUAUAUGUUUAAUGUAAAAACAUUUUUUUACUUAAAGCUGUUGGCCUGACACCUACCCCCCCAUAUAAGGCUGGGCGAUAAACCAAAAAUUUACCAAUACAGAAAUUUGUCGGUAUAUUCGGUGUACAAAUACUGCUCAAUAUAUUGUGAUAUUGAUUUGAGGCCAUAUCGCCCAGCCCUACCCUCACACCAGCUUCGGUCUUAGAAAAUGUGGAUAUAACAUUUUUAAAAUAAGGUAUAGAUAUGAAUUUUAGUUAAUUUCAUAAAUGCCAAAAGAAAAAAAAAACAUAGCAGCUUAAAUUUGACAAAUAUUAAGUGCCCUCAUGUCUCGGUAGCAGUAUGUUAUUGUGUCAUGAAAAAAAGACCCAACUUGCCAAAGUUCUAAGAAUACAUAAGAAUAAAAAGUGAUAAUAAAAGUAUUUAAAAAGACAGAUGAAAAGUCAUAAAUAACACAAAUAUAUACUAUAUAAAUAGACAGCUUGACACAUCUAUAUCUGUCUGCCAGACCUGGGAAUGGUAUCUACAAAAGGCAUAUAUCUAAAAUAGAAAAACUCAUAUAGCAGGUUUCCAACUGCACUAGAUGUGAAAUGCUCCUGUGAUAUUAAAUUUGAAAAUUCAUAUAUCUGUAAGAUGAGAGUACAUCUUGGGUGGCCAAAUGAACUUCUCCUUGCAUUAUUUAUGCUUUAUCAUACCAACAUGUGAGAGAUGACUCUUCAGAUUUUCUGGGCUGAUAUUUGAGGUCCACUCAGGAUGUUUCAGACAUGUAUUAUUUAAGUAAAAUAACUUUCCCUUUAGGAACAAAAAACUAAUAAAUACAGCGUUUAGAUGUUGUGUGUCUUUGUUUUUUAAGUGGAUGCUGCUGAAUUUUUGGAGCUGGGAGCACCAGUGCUACCAAGUACAAAAAGUUAAUUUCAAGCCUUGAUACUCUAUGAACUCGGUUGUAGCGUGCCGCAGACACCCGUUUGUUGAAAGUUGUCACAAGUGAAAUGAAACUGUUUCUCUUUUGUUGUACUACCUGUAAACAUAUGUGCAGUACCAUGGUGAACUUUGAGGAAACAGUCCAUGAAUGAGAGGAAGAGGGCAGUAAUUUCAGAUCUGUGGCUUAAUACCAUGAGCUUAAUUCAUGCACCCAUUUAUUUGUUAGAGCAAGUAGAGCUCCACAGCGGACAUGCUGUCAUUUUUCUCGGUGACUCACAGCUGCUAUCCCCUGGGUUUUCCCUGAAAGGCAGCGGGGAGAAAAGCUGUCAUUUUUCAGUCUUAGGACGAGUUUGGAUGUUUCACAUUGUCUGUUUUAGUGAUGCAGAGAGCAUCAUUUGUCUAGAAACAGUGUCCCAUUUCUUUCUCUGAUACUUUGUCAGUUCAUUCAGUGUAGAAUUCGCUCCUUUUUUUUCUGAAACCUCCUCUUCUUCCUCAAGAUGUGACGAGCUGGAGGGAAGGUGGUGGCAGGAACCUUCAGCCCUCGUCCCUCACCCUCGGCCUGCCAGCAGAUCCUGAGGGUAAGAUCACUGCCCUGGGUGAGGCCGGCACCCCUCCGGCCUCAACUCACCCGCCCUCUGCCACAGGCACAACUUCCUCCCCCGCAGUGACGGCUCAGUCUCCGGUCCUCGACCCCAAGGAGCCCUCCCUGCGACCCGCCCAGCCUGUCCGCAGAACAACCGUCCCCACUGCCCUGCAGUACCAGCUUCACCAUACCUCCACUGCUGUCUACCACGACAUGUUGCCUGCAUUUGUAAGCGAUAUACUACUAUCUCAUGUUGUUGCUCUGUAAAGGCUUCAAAGAAUUGAUGUGACUGUUUCUUGUUUUAUGGUUUAUUGAUGAGUUUUGAAAGUCGUUUCAACUCUUCAUAGCCAAAGAAGUGCCUUCAAAUUGCUUAUUUACAUAGUUUAGUCUAAAAAAUGACCAACAGUACCAGACCUUUAUCAUUUAGAACCCGGUUGCAGCUCAUGCUUCAUAUUGGUUACGAAAAAAUCCUCUGUCAAAUUUCAAUUAUUUGAGAAUUUGUCAUGUUACUGUUUCCAGAUGUGCUCCAAAGAGACACGCGAAGCUCCAGGUACAGAAAGUGUUCCUACCACUGUCGCAGCCCCGGCCCGAUUUGACAGCAAACCAGCUUUCAGACAGAGCUACGCCAAACCUGAACUUGUAAAGUAAGUGGAGAGAGUUUCCCUGAGAGGUUCGUGACACCUCACAUUUACCGAACAGUCAUUUUUACCCCUCUCUCUUCUCGCAGUGGUGAAGUGAAAAGAGAGAACCGCUUUGUCCGCGCUCCACCUCGACUCUCAUCUCAGCCCAUCCGCAGGCCUGGCGACAGACCGCAGCGCCCGGCCAUCAUCAAUCCAGAAGACCUGAAGGAUCUGGAUGAGCUGGACAAUGACUGCGAGGAUGGAUGGGCUGGUCAGUCCUUCAUAAACUUGCUUACCACCCCUCAGUGAUGUUUGAGUCGUUCCCUUUUUAAGCACUGCUUCACUUUAAGUAUUCCUCCAGCAUUUACCAUUCAGUUUUCUGAUUCCACUUCAAAGGCAUUGGUACUCUUAUGUAAUGUGUAGGCAAAGUCAAAGCAAAAAGACUUUAAGUGCUCAUGUUUUAUAAUGCACAGUACCUAUUCUAACCCUGCAUCCAUUAUCUUGCGAAGGUAAGCUUAUAAAAUGACUGUUUUUGAGAAAUAUUCUGCACAAACCUAAAAAAUAGAGUUUUAUACAAGGAGAAGAAAAUUUGCACAUUGCAUCUUUGGGAGUCGAUGUAGCUGAGUCACUUGUAGAUCAGACCCAAAUACUUGUAUAACGCUCAGAACAGACACUUAACAUUUUUAUUAAACCUGCCUUAUUGAGACGACAUGCUAAUUCACUAUUUGGUUUGGGGGCAUCCUGAUUCAACUUUUAUACCUCUGAUACGAUACCAUUAUUGUAGCCUUCAGUGUUGUCUGGUACCGAUAUUGAUCUGAUAUUGGCACAAACUUGAGCAUGAUAAGUUUUGCACUCAGCUGCGAUGUCUUUUUGUGACUUAAAUGAAAAAUACUGCCACGAGGCCAACAUCAUCACUCUUACUCCUUGGUACUUUGUUAGUACCUUAGUACACACUGUUGUUGUGAUCACAUGGGCUCUACAUGCGAGAUCCGGGUGCUGCUAGAUAAAGGUGCUGAGGUGGAGUCUGGAAUUGACUGCUUGUAAUGGAGUGCUGACAUCAGAGAUUUUAGAUGCAGGCCAACAUAAUCCGAAAUUUAUUUUUUUGUUGAUAUCAGACCGAUAUCUGAUAAUUUGGUUUCCUGGGCCUGGUAGAGAGAGGGAUUUGUUCAUGGGGUUUUGUUGUGAGUCGAGGUCUGUCUUCACUUGGUGUUUAUUUUGAACACACCAUUGGAGCAAAAUCUUGAACUCAUCAGAAUCUCACCCAUAAAUCUAAUCACAAAUUGCACAAAUGUUUGUAAUCAUAAUUUCAUUUGAAAGCACUGUAUCCAGAUGGUGUAACUGAGAUAAAACUGUGAACCUGCUCAUUUAUUUAGCCGCCUCUUUUCCUCUGCUCAGUGAACAGUAAACUAGCAUUGUCAACCAGCAGGGAGAUAUUAAUUGGACGCUCCCUGUGCUCAAUAUCUUGUCCCUUAACGCUUCUGUUGACUGUUACUAUGUUGUUUUGUUUUAUCAGGACUCCAUGAAGAAGUUGAUUACAGCGAGAAGCUCAAGUUCAGUGAUGAUGAAGAUGAUCACUCUGGUGAUAAAAACAAGAUGUGGUGAGACUUCGCUCUUCAAAGCAUCCCUUGUUUUUUUUUACUAUAAAUGGUCCACGCCUUGGUUUCAGAGGUGUCCUGUUUGAACUUGGAUUGGUUGCUUCUUAGGGCUGAAUGGGAGAGGGAGAGAGAGAACUGCCAAUCCUCCCUCAGUUCAGGUGAGGCAUCUUACCCCCAGGAGGGCCCUGAGGAGAGUUAUUCUUACCAACAUCACCACCAUGAGCCUCCAAGGAAGACCAACAGCAGAUAUCUCUCCACGGAUGCCCCGGUAACUACACACAAUACUGUGUUUUCCCACUUUCAUCCAACCCCUUUUUGAUUACUUACCAAAGAUUAACUCAUUAUGGUGUUAUCCUCAGUUAAAACACAUCUUGUUCUUUAAUCCCUCUGAGCCUGCGGAGGAUAAGGCAGCACUACAGAGAAUAUGAAUUGCAGUGCGCCUUCACAUGGCCUCGAGUGAGACUGUCAUUGUGAAUUGGCAGAGAUGACCUUGCAGUAACCAUAGAGAUACAUCUCACUUCUUUAUCAUCGGCGAAGUCUUUAACUUAGCAAGUGAAUGGCAUGUUUAAGAGUAGUAGAAACAGGGUUAUGCAUUUGGCCUGUUUCAGUCUAAAAAAUGGAUUCCGUCAAAAAGAAACUAUGAGCAAAGUUUCACAGUUGUGCAUUUAGGUGGAUUAUUUUACCGACAAGCCUUUGAGACCAUAGGUUAUCGAUGUGAGUAGGUGGGCUAUGCAGGCAAAAUAAUACAAAGCAUCACUCUCAGUCUAUCCAACCUAUUUUACCUGGGUGCACAAAAUUUUGCAAUACACGUAGAAAACAAAAAAGUUUGACCUAAAACUUCAAAAAAAUACAUAACAGUAACAUUUUAAAGGCACGGGCAUGCAUGCACAAGCAAAACAUACAAAAAACAUCAUUAAUGAAAAGCUCUGUGUUUUAAAGAAUAUCUCCCUUUAAUUGCCUCCAUUUCUCUUCCAAGUCUCAGCAGAAAAAUCAAGGAGAGUCUCCUGCUGACCCGGAUGACCACCAGCGCCAGUCUCAGACUCAGGGUCCAGCGAGAGCUAAGUACGUGUCACCUGAGCUGUCUGAGGCUGUUGAGAGAGCGCGCAGACGUCGAGAGGAGGAGGAGAGACGCGCCCGCGAGGAACGUCUGGCCGCCUGCGCUGAAAAACUCAAAAAGCUGGAUGAGAAAUUUGGGAAGACUGAAAGGCAGAUGUCAAGGUCUGAUGAAAGCCAGAAGGAAGGAGAGGGUAAAGAAGCCCCACUCUCCCCCCACAGGGAGCAGAGUAAAGGCCACCAUGAGACCUGGCAAUACAGCACAAAGGGUAAGACCAAAUCUAUCUUUCUUUAUAUCUAUAUCAAUAUCACAGAAACAAAUCACAGCAUGUUUCUCAAUCAAAUGUUCUCCAGAUGGAAGUGAUGGUCCCCCAGAUCACUCUUCUGGCCACAGUUACCGCGAGGAACCUGGCUUCUCUAACUACCGUGGCAGUGAAGAUGAGAGCCAGGAGCCUUCCUCCCCAUCAGGAGACUACAGCGGACGCCACCCCUCAAAACCCAUGCCACCCCGCUUUCAAAAGCAGCCACAGCACCACCAGCAACAGCAGCAGCAGCAGCAGGUGAGCACUAGCUAAUGUCCCCUCCAACCUGUUACGUCUUCACCCCACACACUGUCUGCCAAGAAAAGAGUAUGAUGCUAGACCUUUAUCUACACAAAGAUUGGUGUUUCAACCCAGAAAUACUUGCUGAUAGUCAUUGGGGUUUAUUCAAUGAUUCAAACCCUCCACCUCUCAUUGUGGUUUCAAACUUCAAUUCGGAAAAAAGAUUGUUUCAGUGGAAGAAAUCUUGCUAAUUUGAUUAACUUUGACAUUCUGUACUUACUUCGACUAACUUCUAGAAAUUAGUUUUGCUCCCAACAAGUACCAUGGAUUUGGCCGCCAAUACCUAAUCGGUAAAUUUGCUGAUCACGUUCCUCAGGAGCAAGCAUACAAAAUGCAGCACUGGCAGCAGUCAGGUCACCCUCCCUCCUCCAGCUCAAGCCACAGCCAGCGGGGCUACUAUCCGCCGCACGUCCUCGGGUUUGAUCCUCGCUGGAUGAUGAUGCCGCCUUUCAUGGAUCCUCGCAUGACUCAAGGAAGGUCUCCGGUGGACUACUACCCUGGUGCUGUCCAUAAUUCAGGUGAGUAAAGAACCCUACCUGGAUCAUCUGAAAUCACACAACUUCCUGUUUUGCUGUCAUGAAAUAAGUCCAAAACUUGAACGAUUCCCAGCAGGAAUGAUGAAACCCAUGAUGCAUCAAGACCACUUGAAUAGUCCUGGUUCCGAUGAGGGAUGCCACUCCAGUGUGCACCAGGAGAGACGAGCUCCAUCCACUGAGCCUUACCCGAUGUGGAACCAAGAUGGCUACCCUUUACGCAGCUUCACUCCCCCCUACCAGAGGCAGCAUGAAAGCUCAGACAGCGGCCAACCAGAUGACAGGUCAGCUAUCUUUUCCGGACCAAACUCCUAAGUGAACCCGGCCCCUAUUGGUGGACCAUUCUCUCUUAACUAGUAUCCCCUUUUGUUUCCACAGAAGUGAUUUGGCCAGCUCACAACAGGACUCCUAUGAAGACAGAACCAGCGAGUGCUUAAACCAAGAGGAUCUCCCCCAUCAUGCCUACCAGAGUCGAAGCUCUGACCGAGAACACAGACACCGUGACCAAGGCUUACUGACCACCGCUCAGAACCUCUCCCAGAGUCAUUCAGACAGCGAUUACCCCAAACAAGACUCCAGAGACAAGCAUCUGAAAGACAGCCCCGAAUCUCACGAUGAGAUCUUAGACAGCUCGAAGGACAGCUGGAAAAGAGAUGGAGGGACGAAACAAGAUGAAAGACUCUGCAAUGCUCAAAGCCAGUGGUCUGAAGCAAGCUCCAGUUCCAGCAGUAGUGUAAGUCAGCCGUCGGAGACCAGUGGCCGCACAUUGAUUCGUAGAACUGGGCCCAUCAAGAAACCAGUUCUUAAAGCUCUCAAAGUGGAAGAUAAAGAAAACGAGAAGCCCAAGCCGGAGCCUGAGGAGAAGACUGUCCCCUAUCGCCUGGAGAAGGAAAUCCUUACUAACGUUUACGACCUGAAGAAAGACAACCAGCCAGCAAACAACAGGCGCUCAGCCUCACCUGUCGUUGAGAAACAGCCUGAAGAGAGGCAGCGCCAGUCACCAGCUCCCACUAAAACAGAGAGGCCUCUGAGCACCCAUAGUGACGACUCCCCCAAAGAGAGCACCUGGGAGAGCAACAAGAGCCAAUCACCCAGAGACAGCCAGGAAAACCGGGAGCCCCACGCACCGCGGCGCAACAACUGGAUCUUCAUCGAUGAAGAGCAGGCCUUCGGUGCAGUCAGGGGAACAGGCAGAGGGCGCAGCCGCGGUUUCCGGGAAUUCAACUCCAGAGGAGGAACCCGCGGUGGCCGAGGUGGCGACAAUCUCAGAGGAGCUUAUAACAACAACAACAACAGCAGUGGAGCUCAGCGAGCUGGCAGAGGCCGAGCAACACCCAGGGACGUUGUCAAGGUAGACGAGUUCCAGAGGGGCAAGCCGCGGAGGCGAAACGUCAGCGAGACCUUAAGUGAAGCCUCUGAGUACGAAGAACUGCCCAAGAGGCGACGCCAGAAGGGAUCUGAGAAUGGAGAAGCUUACACAGAGUCUGGAGAAGCCCGUAAAGCUGACAGAGACUCCUGGAGGUCUAAUAAGGUCUACACAGACGACCAAACGGCCCAAGAUUCCCGGGAUAAGACCAAGUCCAACAGAAACUUUGGAGGCCGCAUACUCCCCCCCAGACUGAACACGGCCGGAAGCUACAAUCGAAACUUUGGAGGAUCCAGGGACAUCUCGACUUGGAGAGGCCGUGGACCCCAGUUUAGUGGUAGUGGCGGCUCCAUGCAAGAAAACGGUUAUGGUCCUGGAGCUGAGACUACAUUCUCCCGCAGACCCCCAGUUGAGCGUGAGGCUCUAAAGUACGCCCCGAAAUUCACCGGCUCCUUCAUGGAAAACGGCACAGAGGAACGGGAAGGAGAAUACUACUUCGACAACGAUAACCCCGACAGGCAGAUUUUAAGAAGACGGCGUCCACCCCGUCAAGACAAACCACCAAGAUUCAGACGACUCCGACAAGAGCGCGAACCCGGGUCAAACCAGUGGACGAGCGAUGAGUACAUAAAUGGAGACUUUGCAAACCCUUGGCCGAAUCGCCCCAAAGGCGGCGGAGAAGAAAGCUGGCCCAGCGGCCACUACUCAGGCGGACGAUCCAGCCAGCACGGUCAGACAGAGGAAUGGGAGACGGGAUCAGACAACAGCGACUUUGGCGACUGGAGAGAGAAGCGAGGAGGAAGCGGAGGCGCUGCACCGCAGGGACACGGCGAUAUCCCCUCUGACUCGGGUCACAGUGAACCAGGCUCUGGCGAGAAGAGGGAGCUUUGCAAGAGAAGCUUCUCCAGUCAGAGACCGCUGGUGGAGCGGCAGAACAGGAAAGGGGAGCCUUCCCUGCUGGAGACGAGCAAGAUGGUGCGCACGCCUGAGCCACCUGCCUCCUCGUCCAACAGAAAUGACAGCUGGCAGAAUGGAGGCACUGCUUGUACGAGGUAAGCCGAAACAUCAAACAAAUUAUGAACCGAAGUAGAAUAUACUAUAACCACAUAUGUUACUACUGAUAAAAAGGCUGAAUCUGUGCUGAGUUUAACUCAUGAUUGUUAUAGUUGCUUGCAUAGAUUUACAUAUUUUCGCAAUCACUCAUGCUGCUUUUGAGUUACCUUGGAAGUCAGCUGUCUGGGCUGAAAAUGACGUAACACUCGAGUUACCAGCGUUUCUGUUACCAAGUCAGAAAAAAACAAAAAUCUGAGGCCUAAAACAAGAUGAAAGUUGUUUAAGCACUUGCCUUAUAUUCGGACGAAGCAAGCGCUAAAACAACUUUCAUCUUGUUUCAGGCCUCAGAUUUUUGCUAUUGUCCGACUCGGGUGUGACGUCAUUUUCAGCUCAGACAUCUGACUUCUGAGGUAACUUGAACGCAGCAUCAUAAAGUGACGGGAAACUUCUUUUUGUCUGAGGAGACACAAGAAUCUGUUUAAAUUAGACAAUGACAUUUAAAAGUAGCCGUUAGUGUUUGUCCUGCAGUGAUUUUUUUUUUGUUAUUGUUGCAAAGUUGUUUUAAUUGGUCAGUGAUUUCUAUGUUGUUUCUUUUUCAAAGUGGCUGAGGUAAACACAAAAUAGUUGUGGCCUCAGGUCAAUAACUCAGCAGUGAAACAUCUUUUAACAAACCAGACUUUUCUUUCUAACCAUAUGCAGUUAAGCUGUGAGCUGUAGCCUGAUACUCAUCAGUACAAGCUGUUGGAUUUGUAGUGAGGGGGUGGUCCCUGUCCAUUUUUUCAUUCAUAUUACUCGACGACAUAUAUCUGUUAUUAUAAGGAGACUUUUUAGAUCAAAUAUACUUUGUUCUCCGGCUUAUUUUUGUAAUUUGCUCAAUGCCUGAUGUAAACAUGAUAUUUACAUCCUGCUCCAGGUAAUUCUACUUCGAAAUAAAAACUGGAUUCAUGAACUCCAACAUGUUUUAGAUUCCUGAAAAGUCAGCGUCUGUUUAAGUGUAAUUGAUCUCAGCGGUGCUCAGAAUACCCGACUGUAACCCUGCUCUUCCUUUUUUUUCUUUUCAUCAGAGGCCCAGAUGAGUCAGGCGCGGUCUACAGCCUAGAGCAGCCAGAGGAGAGGGAGCCCAGUGAGGCCUCUGGGAAGAAACUAGACAAAGAGCUGAAGCAAGGAGCCGUCAUGACAGACAUAGUUGAACCUCUGUCCCAGUAUGAGCUCAGCAGCUACCCACGUGAGUCCAGCUCUUUGAAUUCAUCUUUUUUAAAAUCUCUUCAUGUUUAAAAAUUUAAAAAGCAGAUCUAAACGCACACCCGUGCCCAUCUAGAGGGAGAAAGAUUGCUGUACGCUCAGACAUAAAGAUAACACUUGGUACUGAGUUUCCUCCCUUAAUGUUUCCCAUGCCGGUGUGCCUGUUCUAUAGUUGAAGGAGACAUAGGGGGACCGGUUUCAACUCCAGAUGGAUUCCAGGAUGCCCUGUCCAAAAAGCAAAGACGCCCCCAGGAAGAUGAGAGGAGGAGGAAGGAACAAGUCGCUGCCGUGAGUGACCAUAUGUUAAGUCCUGAUGCUCACAAAGUGGUCAUGCUGAGCGUAAAGAAAAAAGUGCUCACUCGGUUAAACAUUCAUUUUUUUCUUUUUUUUUUGGACUGCACCAGGUGCCCGUCAAAAACAGGACCAUCACAUCCAAGAUACCGCCACGCUUUGCCAAAAAGCAGGGAAGCAUGAGCCUUGAACAACCCGAAGAGGCACUUACCUCGAACAACCUUGGAACUGAAAUCUGGGAGACGAACAGCUCGGGUAAUGGACACCAGUGCUUUUGUUGGCCUUAAGAAGCGUCAGUCUAACAGUCACAUGAAAGUCAUUUGAAAAUGUUUGAUGAGCAUGUUGGUUUGAGCACAUUCUUAAAAUAGACAUACCAAGUGAGUUUAUUCUUUUGAAGGGCUUACUCAUUUCCUGUUUUUCAAUCUUUUUUAGCUCUGUCAGUUCAGUCUUCAGGGGGAGACUCGUGGACUAAACAGGUGUCUUACACUGGAAGCGAACCAAACUCUGAGGUAGGACGGUGGAGUUGCUUGUCUGGACCAAGUGUUCUAUGAUUUAGUAUUUUUAUUAACAAACAACCUAGAUCAUUUCGACAGACAGAUAAAUAGUUGUUUUCUUCAUCUUUCCCAGGACUCCGAUGCCGGCCCCGAGCAGACUAAAGAGCAGCACAAGCCGGGACCCAUCGGAAACGAACGCUCCUUAAAGCACCGCAAGGGCUCAGAAGGUGUCGAUCGUCUGGAGGGUGGCCCCAUCACACCAGUUAACGGUGUCGACCUCCAUGUGGACUCAGUGCUUCCUGUGCCGCCUAUCGAGUUUGGAGUCAGUGCCAAAGACUCCGAUUUCAGCCUUCCACCUGGCUCCACUCCCGUGCCCGUGUCUAAUCCUGUCAACAAACUUCAGGAUGCACUUACCACCAAUGUGAGUAUCGUAUAUUAUCCGUAGGUUUCAGCUGAAAUCUGAAAUACGAGAGCGUCUUUUUUGAAUCUUGAACUUUCUCUUUGAACCAGACGGCUCUCAAUCAAACCAUCCCCAUGCUUCGAUCCAACCACCUGCAGCCCGGCAUCAACCUCAACCCCAUCUCCUUCCCCACAGCUGAUCUCACUCUCAAGGUAACGGACACACAAUCCCACGCACACAAGGAAUAAUCAGUGUCAUUUCAUGUAAACUUAUCUGGUAUUAAACAAACGCAGAUGGUCAAAAACAUACUAUCUCUGUGAUUGGAACAUGCUUAUCAACUUUAAAUGUGUUGUUUUCUUCAGAUGGAAUCCGCCCGUAAGGCUUGGGAGAACUCUCAGUCCCUCCCUGAGCAGGGCUCUCCUGGUGGGGGAGCCUCUGGUGCUCAGCCCCCCUGCAGCGUUGGCUCAUCCAGCGGUGUCAGCUACAGUUCGUUCGGAGGAGUUUCCAUGCCUCAGAUGCCUGUGGCUUCUGUAGCACCCUCCAUGUCCAUGCAAGGUAAAACUUCAUUUAAUUAAAUGGGUUCGAUGAGGGUCUGAUCUCUGAGGAAAUAUUACUUGAAGGCUGUCCUGUUCCCUUCGCAGGUAAUCAUAUUCCCCCGUUGUAUCUGGACGGUCAUGUCUUUCCCAGUCAGCCCCGCCUCGUUCCUCCCACCAUGACUCAGCAGCAGACUUACCAACAGGUACAGAGAUUAAAUCACAAGUGCACACAGUCAGGCUUAGUUACGUAUGAGCAGAAAUGUAAUUGUGUUGUUUAUUUUUUACAUCAGGCGGCUGCAGCCCAGCAGAUCCCCAUCUCCUUGCACACUUCUCUUCAAGCUCAGGCUCAGCUGGGGCUCCGUGGAGGUCUACCUGUUUCUCAGUCACAGGAGAUGUUCAGUUCUAUCCCUCCCUUCAGGUACUUGAUUUCUGAAAUUUCCAUUGGGCUUGUAAAUUUGUUUUCCUUCACACAUUUGUCUCCAUUUUUUCAGCCGCUCAUUCUGUGUCAUCUUCCCCCAUUUUCAGGUCCCAGGUCUACAUGCACCCCAACCUGUCCCAGCCUAGCCCCAUGGUGCUUUCCGGCGGAGCCCCCCUGAAGGGACCCUACUCUGCUUUCCCUGGCAUGCAGCCCUCAGACAUGGUCAAACAACAGUCAGGCUCCCACUACCAGCCCAUGAAUGGCAGCCAGCAGCUGGUCUAUGACAGCCAAAUGAACCAGGGGCCCGGUAUGGGCUCGUCCCAGCUGAUGGACUCUCAGCUCAUUCAGGUCGGUGACAUAGAUGAAUUUCAGCUUUUAGCAGCCUCCCAUAAAGCAGUUCUCAUGGAGCUUGUCAAAGAAAUUAAUGAACUCGUACUACUCAUAAAACAUUUGGAGCAGACUCAGAUCAUUCCUGGAUUGCUGAGACAUAAACAUAUCUUUGUUUCAUGCAGGUGACCAUGCCACUCCCCGGCUCUCAGCUGCGCUAUGGCUCGGCUCAGCAACACCUCAUCCUCCCACAGUCCAUCCAGCUGCAGCAGGGACAGAACCUGUCAGUGGGUGCUCCCCGUCGAAUGCUGCCUCCCGGCUCCCAGCCUGUCAUGACCAGCCGUGAGGUAGGACCCCCCUUUUCUAUCUUUUAACCAAAAAGUGAUCUAAUGAGAAAUAAGCGCAGUAAUAAAAAUUUAAAUCGUCUCUUUCUUUUCGCAGGGCUCACAGAUGGAAAUGAAAGGAUUCCAGUUCUCUGAGAAGCCCAGUCAUUCCCCGGGGAUUUCUGGAGGGUCUUACAGGUGAGUGUCCUCCAUAUGCUGCUGUGGACUUUUGACAAGUGUGGGGAUGGGAAUCGAGAACGGGAUCUUGUUUAGAACCGGUUCCAAAUGGUUUAAUAAAUCGACAUCAUUUACCUUUUAUCUUGAAGAUUCCCUCAACGAUUCCUUUCUUCCGGGUGCCUUGAGUUUGGUUUCACGAGUGCCAGUCUACGAGAACAGAGACAGAGAAAAAAGUAGGCAGAAAUGAUAAUAAUAAUAAUGCAUCAGAUUUCAUAUAGCGCUUUAUCAGAGACCCUCAAAGCGCUUUACACACAGUCACACUUUGGUGGUGGUAAACUACCUUAGUAGUCACAGCUGCUCUGGGGCAGACUGACGGAAACGUGGCUGCCAUUUUGCGCCUACGGCCUCUCCGACCACCACCACACAACACUCACAAUCAUACACCAGUGGAGGACACACACUGGGAGCAAGGUGGGUUAAGUGUCUUGCCCAAGGACACAACGGACAGACUUGGGAUAGGGGGGAAUCGAACCGCCAACCUUCCAGUUAUUGGACGACUGCUCUACCUCCUGAGCUACUGCCGCCCAUGAUCUAAGUGUGGCUUAAUUUUACGAAGAGAGACAACAACAGCGCAACAUGCAACGUUUGUCGAGCGGUGAUAACAUGCAAUGGUGGAAACACCAGCAGCAUGCUUAAACAUUUGUCACAUGCAGCACAGCAACCAAUACAUACAUUUUUUUUCUGUUAUCAGAGACUCAAUAAGAUUUUAAGUGAACGAUGAAAACCUAUACUCUACUUUGUUUUUUUUUUUCUAAUCAAAGAAAGGCAUUGAUAUGGGAAUCGUUAAAGAAUUGAUUCGAAAAGCAGAAUCAAUAAUGGCAUCGAUCAAAUCUUAUCAAUUCCCAUCCCUAGACAAGUGAGAUUUGGAGUUAAAUAAAUGCACAUAUUUUGAAAAUGGAUUGUAUCAAAGUCUCUUUUUUUUCUCAUCAGGCCAGGGUCUGCCAGUCCCAGUGGGAAGCCUUCCGGUCCUGGGGGGCCUGUUGGGCCUCUGCCGACACACUUCACACAACAGGUAUCUAUUUUUCAAGUUUAUCAUUUGAAACGUCUUUGUUAUUUGAAGGUAAAUGAGGUGGGGCUUUAUACUCUCGGGAUCUCAUAAAAAUUUCACUCUCUUGUGUCCACUUGGAAAUAUCAACAUUUCAAACAAAGUUGGUGAUUAAAAGAUUAAAGAUUCAGGUCCUAACAUGCUAACUGUCUGUUUUUUCCUUCACCCCCCCGCUCCCUCAUCCAUCCCGUCCCCCCUCUCACCCACCUUCCCCCCACAAAUGACCAAUAGGUCCCACCUGCUCAGGGUAGCAUGGUGAUGCACAUGCGCCCCCCCACCACUGGCCCUUUCCCUAACCCCAUUCAGAGACCCGUCAUGCAGGUCAACAAGCCUGUCAUCAUUCGUUCCCCCCCUUACUCCAACCCUGGCCGUGACCCUUCCCACUCCACCCCUCCCUCUGCCCCUGAGCCCCCUGUCAAAGGGCCAGAGGAUGGCAUGAAGGUGAGCCACCCACUGUAAAUAUAGGUAAUUUGAUUUCAUCCAUUUUCUUUUUCUCUAUUUGUCUUUCUCGUUGAAUGUGUUUUCUUACAUGCCUUUGACUUACAGUGGAGUUUAGUUUAAUCAUGAAUUGUCUGGAUACAGAAUAUCUGCAGAUAAACUUGUAAUGGAUGCAUUUUUAAAUACUAAUUAUAACAAUAAUAUAAAUGUGUGUUGUCUAACUCCUCUUUAAAGGGAUAUUCCGGUGUAAAAGUAAUUUAGGGUCAAACACUGAGUUAGACACCCCCUUGAGAGAUGAAUGUUGCCAACCGCUUGCUUCUCUAGUUAUACAAACUUUAGUAACGACCGCACAAUAGCAAUACACAGCAGUCUGAGGAGCCAUCAACAAACCUCAACCAAAAGCCACUCUAUAGACACAUAUAAUGCUCAGAACAGCACCUAACUCCAUCAACAGUGCAUACAGGGUCCCACCCAUAGUACUAGCCACCAAACAUCUUUUUAACUUUGACUCAUUUCUUUAGCAAAGAGACUAAACAUAACUCACCUACUCUCUUCCAGCAGCCGCUUGUUUGUAGCGAGACCUCGGGCCAGUCCAUUACAGACUGCGGCAGGGUGACGCAGCUCAAGGAAGAACAUUUAUAAUCAUUAUGUUUUUGACCUUAAAUUAAUUUUACGCCAGAAUAUCCCUUUAAUAUGAAAGUGUUUUAUCGUAUGAAAGUAGCUGAAAAGUUAUGCACAUUGUUAACUUUUAUAUUACUGAAUAACAAGCAAGUAAUGGAUAAAACUGUUCAUGGUUUUGGAUAGUCCAAAGCUGGUCAAUUCUUGAAGUGAUGACAAUUUGUGAAUAAGAAUUUAUCUUUCCUGCUUCACAAAUAAGAAAUUAAACUGACAGAGAAACAAAGAGAGUCAUACGUCAGUCAAACGCCUCCUCCUUCUCUGUUUUCUAUAUCAGCCUCGGACUAUCCAAACCUGCAUAAAUGCAACUAAAUGUCUUCUUUUCCAGUCUCCGUGUUCCGUCUAAGCUCCUCUUUCCUUCUCCUUCUGCGCAGAAUAAAACCCUGCGAGACGUACGCAAGGCAGUGGGUGAGAUCAAGACGCCACCCGGGGGCAUGACCAGCAAACUCCAGGAGCCCCUGCCCUCCACAGGGCAAGCCAAACCAGCACGCACUGGAGCCAUCAAACCCCAGGCUGUCAAAGUAGAGGAGGGCAAGGCAUAACAAUGGACCUUUAAAAAUCCUCAUCGCCACCCAGCCUGCCUUCACAAAGCCCCCUGACCAACGUCUGAGUCUGCUUAGACCCAGCUUAUACCCAGGCACCGAGGCAGGGGGGACAACAAGCAGACAUCGUAAUGAAUUACUCCUCUUGAACUGUCAGAACUGGACACUAUUAUUUCACACCACGUAUAGAGAUAUAUAAAUAUAUAUAAAUAUAUACAUAGACACAGUCUUUUAAGCAGAUCUCUUCAAGGUCCUCUUUAAUUUAUUAUUAGUCACUUUGAAGGGGAGAUUGGUAUGGAGGAAAAAAAAGAUAUUUCUGUUUUUUUUUUUCGUUUCUCUUUGGGGUGGGGAAAAGGAAAGUGGCCAACUCAGACAGAUGGUUCAUUUUCACACCAUUUUGCCAAACUGUAUUUACUCCCUGUUUAUGGACUGUAGCCCUUAAGACCAGGCAGACACAUGAAACAACUGACUAUGAGAAGAAAAGCCUGUUCAACAUUUUUAAACAAAUUUGAAACGCAGUGGGUCACUUUUUUUUUUUUUUGUCAUUUUUCAUUGGCAUUUUUACUGGUAAAUAAAACAUCCAGUCAUCACUUCCUCUCCUCUUGGUAAAGGACUUCUUUUAUUAACCCCGAAGAAAAAUACUCCCCAAUUUGUGGACAUCUUUGCAUGUCAAUAUGAUGGAAUUGCAUCACCCUCGAAAUGCACCCAGCCCAUGAAAGAUGGCUUCGAUUGGUAGAAACGAUCUCUUUUCUCAAACUGUUCUUUGCUUUUACAUCCUGUCGCUCUUUUCUGUAUGUAAAUUGAAACAAAAAAAAGUGGACAUUUUUACCAAAAUCAUGUUGCUUCCACACAAAAAAAAAACAAAAAAAAAAACCCUUCACUGGCAUUGAUACAGCGUGUGUGCAUGUGACCUGCUGAACGUGUGCAAACUGGCAGCAACAUUUCACAAAGACUGCACCUGAACUCGGCCUUCCUUCAUUGUGCUGCCAUCGACUGCCUGUAUCAUGAAAAAACCCAGCUGGCGACCCUUUUGUAGGGCCCAUUGUGAAGUUAUAUAUAUCCAGGGGGAGAGGCUUGACUCACAAUUGCUGUAAAAGACCCCCGCCCCCCUCUGAAUUGCUGAUUGAAAUGUUUGCUUUCUUAUCGCUUUCUUUGGGUUGUAAUUAAUCAAAGUGUCUGUUAAUGAAGAUGUGAUGUAAGUAAUGAUUUCUACGCCCCUCAUUCUGGGGUGUUACGCUUUUUUUUUCUUUCUAAGGCUCUUAAAAGACUUCUCUCUAAUUCCGUUGAAGUCCCCGUUUAAAGCACUGUGGGGAAUCCUGAAGAAACCGACUCAUCACCAUUUGAUUAUUCUGGUCUCUGAAGUGGCACUAGCAAUAACUGCAGCCUAAAUAUAAUCACAAUCAGGGUCCAAAUAACCAUUUCUGUUACUAUGAUCACAACCAAGGGGGCGUUUAGCAUUGCUUGCUGCAUUAAUAUCUGAUCUUUGCUCGAGCUUUUUUUUUAUUUUAAAUUUUUUUUUGUGAGCACUGCAGUUCCAGUGGACUACGAAGGACUUUUUAAAAAUGUGAAGCUGUUGGAAUUUUCAUUUAUUUAGUUUUUUUGUUUUUCGUAAUGGACAGUUGUUUUUGAAGCUCACAAUGCCAAUGUCAUUACUGGUUAAAUGUUACUGCUUACCAUACAGCUCCAUGACACUACAAAAUGUUGCGAUUUCUCUUAAUGACAGUGUUUCACUGGUAUAUAUGUAUAUGCAUACCUAACUGUACAGUCAAGCCUUGUCAGCGAGGGGAGGCUUAAACCCACAUUUCAUUUUAGAUAUUGUGGCACUAUAAAGAAUUUAAUGUUGAAAAGGUCACUGUGUUCUCAGAAUGGACUGCUUUCACUUGUUGAUAGGUUUUAUCGGGCUUGGAGUGUUUUCUUUUUUUCUGCAUCUUAUCCCUUACUGCAAAAGAUCUUGAUGCUUCUCAUCAUUGUUCCUGCACCAAAAUGUUGCCCUGACCUUUUUUUUUUUGUACUUUGAAGAUGCAUUUUUCUUUCUUUUUUUUUGUCAGAGGACCACUGCUUUCUACAGCUGAUCCAGCAUUCUAUUUAUCCUACUUGAUCUUUAUCCUUUCAGAUAUUUGGUCAUUACUCUCCCUUGUUAAAAAAAGAGCUUAUUGAAAGAAAAAGAAAUAAAGCAGUUGUGAUUUCUUAAAUGUACUGUUGAUUCUGUAUUCUCACUUUGUCAUUAAAAUCAUACAUCAACUGCUUGUGAAGGCAGAAA